GGAUCGGGUAACCCUAGAUCUGCCACUUCUCUCUUUUAUUCCCAAAUCUCUUAUUUCUCUACUACCCAUUGCAAGAAGAAACCCAAGUAGGUGUUUGAUCAAAUUGAUGGUGCCUUAAACAAGUUUGAUGAGAUGCUACAUAUGCAUCGACGUCCUUCUAUUGUGGAAUUUAAUCAAUUAUUAGGGGCCAUUGUUAGAAUGAAGUAUUAUGAAACUGCGGUUACUCUGUUGAGAAAAAUGGAAUUACUAGGAAUUAAUCCUGAUGUUUAUACUCUCAGCAUUUUGGUAAAUUCUUUUUGCCGCUUGCAUCGUGUGGAUUUUGGGUUUUCGGUUUUGGGGAAGAUGUUGAAGUUGGGCAUUGAACCAAAUACUAUAACACUCUCCACUUUGAUCAAUGGACUUUGCAUUGGAGGUAAAGUAGCUCAAGCUGUGAGGUUGUUUGAUGACAUGAUUCGAGAAGGGUAUCAGCCUAAUUUAAUCACUUAUACUACGAUAGUAAAUGGUCUUUGUAAAAUAGGUGAAACUAUUCGGGCUAUUAGAUUGCUAAGGACUAUGGGAGAAAUAGGUUAUGCACCUAACAUUGUAACAUACAGCACUAUCAUCGAUAGCCUUUGUAAGGACAAGAAUGUAACCGAGGCUUUGAAGCUUUUCUCGGAAAUGAGAGGUGGCAUGUCACAGGUUGGGAGACUUGCAUUUGCACAAGAACUUUUGAAAGAAUGAGUGCUCGUGGCCUAGUUCCAAACGCGAUCACUUAUUGUACUUUGUUGGAUGGCUUAUGCAAGCGUUGUCAUAUUCAUGAGGCAUUGGGACUUUUUCAU
Durio zibethinus is the source of this 818-nucleotide messenger RNA. The record is from RefSeq and is a predicted model, not a curated record. NCBI's taxonomy places the organism in Eukaryota, Viridiplantae, Streptophyta, Magnoliopsida, Malvales, Malvaceae.